GAAAGUCCAACUAAGAGGUUGCUCGGAAGGCAAACGCCAAACCCUAAGGCUCGAGAGUCAAAUUCCUCACAACCAAUCCCCGAAAUCGAAUUUUCUGACGCAGGAACCGUAGAUCGGAGAUCAUCCAAGAAACCAUGGGAAACACAGAGAAACUGAUGAACCAAAUCAUGGAAUUGAAGUUUACCUCGAAAUCCCUCCAACGCCAGGCGAGGAAGUGCGAGAAAGAGGAGAAAGGCGAGAAACUCAAGGUCAAGAAAGCGAUCGAGAAGGGCAACAUGGACGGAGCCCGUAUCUACGCCGAGAACGCCAUCCGCAAACGCACCGAGCAGAUGAAUUACCUCCGCCUCUCCUCUCGCCUCGAUGCCGUCGUCGCCCGCCUCGACACACAGGCCAAGAUGACCACCAUCAGCAAGUCCAUGGGCUCCAUCGUCAAGUCUCUCGAAUCUACUCUUGCCACCGGCAAUUUGCAGAAGAUGUCCGAGACGAUGGACCAGUUCGAGAAGCAAUUCGUCAACAUGGAGGUUCAGGCCGAGUUUAUGGAGAGUUCCAUGGCUGGAUCGACCUCGCUUUCGACUCCGGAGGGAGAGGUCAACAGUUUGAUGCAGCAAGUGGCGGAUGAUUACGGCCUGGAGGUGUCGGUGGGGCUGCCACAGCCGGCGGCGCACGCGGUUCCGGCCAAGGCGGAGAAGGUUGACGAGGACGAUCUUUCCAGGAGGCUUGCAGAGCUCAAGGCCAGAGGUUGAUCUGAAUUGAAUGCUAGGGUAAAUGUUUUGAUGUUAUCUUCGAUAUUUGGAAUGGAGUUUAUAGCAUAUUGGAAAGACUUAUCGUGUAAAUUUAAACGAAUUUGGAUUUGAGCAAUGUUUGUUAAAUAUGGAUAUUGAUGCCUAGCUAUUUGCAUGCGGUUGAAUAUGUGUCUGGGUUUAUUACCAAUGCAGAAAAGAGGCGCAUAUGUACAUUUAGAUGAUUUCUAAUUCCAAAUGUUCUUUCCCUGUUCUCUUGUUUCCAA
Vitis riparia (riverbank grape) is the source of this 1006-nucleotide messenger RNA. RefSeq names its product ESCRT-related protein CHMP1B. Gene Ontology annotation, biological process: protein transport; endosome transport via multivesicular body sorting pathway; late endosome to vacuole transport. Bases 135 to 743 code for a protein of 202 amino acids. The record is from RefSeq and is a predicted model, not a curated record. The transcript has a single exon. Gene Ontology annotation, cellular component: ESCRT III complex; multivesicular body. NCBI's taxonomy places the organism in Eukaryota, Viridiplantae, Streptophyta, Magnoliopsida, Vitales, Vitaceae.